UUGCAAUUAGUUCGUUAAAAAGUAUCUCGCCGCAAAGAGCUCGCACAUAAAGUAUUAAAUCUUUGCUUUGUGCGAAUUGUUCACGAGAUAAUCAUCUUCGGUGUAAGAGUGUAGUUUGUUUGGCGUGAAGUGAUAAUUACAGUGGCAUUUUUAUAGUGCUAAGUGAAAAUUAUCAGUCGGGAUUCAGCAACUAGUAAAACUCACAGACAAAUCAAAAACAAACAAAAAUGUCUUCAAAACAAGUUAUAACUUUAACUGUUAUAGUUGUCUUCAUUUCAUUACUUGCAAGUUUUCAAGUUGAAGGAAGAAUUUUCACUCGAUGUCAAUUAGCUAAGGAAUUAGUAAGACAUGAUUUUCCACGAAGUUAUUUAUCAAAUUGGGUUUGUUUAAUUGAACAUGAAAGCGGUCGAAGUACUUCAAAAGUCAUGCAGCAACCAAAUACAAGUGUUAGUUAUGGACUAUUUCAGGUCAACAGCAAAAACUGGUGUCGGAAGGGUCGCAAAGGUGGCAUUUGUAAUAUGAAAUGUGAAGAUUUCCUUAACGACGACAUUCUUGAUGACUCUAGAUGUGCGAAGCAGAUCUUCAAUCGUCAUGGCUUUCAGGCUUGGCCUGGUUGGGUUAGUAAAUGUCGUGGGCGAAAUCUUCCUGACAUCUCAAGAUGUUAAAUAAAAACCAAUAUACAAUACACACAAAAUAAAAGAAAAAUUGUUAAAUUAAAACUGCCAAAGAGAAUUAUGACACAAAUAAUAAAAACGACAACAACAACAAAAAUAGAAAACUAAAUAUUUUAAUAGUUUUAUUAAUGCAGUUUGUGUGGUAUAGAAAUAAAAUAAACCAACGCAAAUUGAAUUUAGUUUAUUAGCAUU
This is a messenger RNA of Eupeodes corollae, 866 nucleotides long. RefSeq names its product lysozyme. The coding region runs from base 228 to 665 and encodes 145 amino acids. The record is from RefSeq and is a predicted model, not a curated record. The transcript is spliced from 5 exons. Lineage: Eukaryota; Metazoa; Arthropoda; Insecta; Diptera; Syrphidae.